Messenger RNA from Armigeres subalbatus, 1281 nucleotides. RefSeq lists its product as uncharacterized. The record is from RefSeq and is a predicted model, not a curated record. NCBI's taxonomy places the organism in Eukaryota, Metazoa, Arthropoda, Insecta, Diptera, Culicidae. The transcript has 2 exons. Gene Ontology annotation, molecular function: nucleic acid binding. Bases 1 to 1281 code for a protein of 426 amino acids.
AUGCUACAUCUAGUUCGGCUAUCACAAAAAGAAAGCUUUUCGCAAGAGAUAGCAAAUCUGUCCAGUGGGACUCAAAUUAAAGAUUCCUCCGCAAUAUCGCCAUUGAAUCCUAUGCUGCAGGGUGGAAUACUUCGCGUUGGUGGCCGGCUCCGGAACGCUGCUGUAUCCGAGAAUCGGAAGCAUCCAAUGAUCAUCGACCAUCGUCAUCCUCUCGCUUCGCUGGUAAUCCGCUACUAUCAUUUGAAGAUGCUUCACUCCGGACAACAAGUUAUCAUUGCUAGCACCAGAGAAAGGUUUUGGAUCCCGAACAUACGUAAACUGGUACGGAAGGUCUUGCACGAAUGUGUCACCUGUUUCCGUAUCAAACCCAGAUGCCAUGCGCAAUUAAUGGCAGAACUCCGUCAGAAAGACGUCGGAGACGUUGCUGUAUUUGUGUGCCUCGUUGUGAAGGCAAUCCACGUCGAGCUUGUCGCAGAUCUCACCACGGAGGCAUUCCUGGCGGCACUUAAACGUUUCUCUGCUCGUCGAGACCGUCCGGCUUUCAUAAUGUGCGACAAUGCAGAGAACUUCGUCGGGACCAAGCGUGAACUUCGUCGACUGUUAAAUCUUUUCGAGCAGGAGCAGUUUCAGAACUCUGUGGCAUGCAAUGCCGCAGCUGAGGGUUUUGAAUUUAAAGGGUCUCCAGCAAGGUCUCCAAACUUCGGUGGUCUCUGGGAAGCAGCCGUGAAGAGCUUCAAGACCACUUUCAAAAAGGUCAUCGGAACGCGAACGUUGCAGUACGACGAGAUGCAGACAGUUCUCACUCAGAUUGAGGCAGUGUUGAACUCUAGACCGCUUACUCCAAUCAGUAAUGAUCCUGGAGACUUCGAAGCCCUUACUCCAGGACACUUCCUGGUGCAACGUCCGUUGACAGCUAUCGCUGAACCUUGUUUGGAAAACAUUCCAACAAACCGUCUUUCCAUUUGGCAGCGAGCUCAAGCAUAUUCUCAGCAAAUCUGGAAGAAGUGGAUCACACUGUACCUUUCCGACCUGCAUAAUCGGACGAAGUGGACAAGGCUACGAGACAACAUAGCUGUUGGAACAAUGGUUCUAUUGAUGGACGAGCGGCUUCCGCCGCUGAAAUGGAACCUCGGUCGAGUCACCGAAGUGUUCCGAGGCUCUGAUGACAACAUUCGCGUGGUAGACGUACAGACUAGCAGUGGGGUAUAUCGUAGAGCAAUCUCGAAGAUUUGCAUACUUCCGAUAAGGGACAACGCAAAUUCUUCGAACGAUGAGACAUAA